GAUAUAAACGUUAUGUUUCCGUUUCCGGUUGAUUUUAACGUGGAAAAACUUUGUUUAUAUUGAUAUUUUUGAUUUAAUACAUCAAAUUGACUUAAUAGAGUAAUUGUGAAAUAAAGAUAAAAUGGGUUCUUCGAAAAAACACAAAGAGAAAGAUCGGGAGCACAAAAAGAAGCGAAAACACCGUUCCCGGUCCAGAGAAAGGUCUCGUUCCAAAGAACGUGAAGUAAAAAGACGACAUAGAGGGAGAGACGAUGACAGAUAUUAUGAACAACAUCCAGAAGGAUUCGACAGGGAAGAAGGAGAAAUUGAAGAUAAUAAUCCAGCUUUGAAACCUGAACCUACUGGGGCAUCUUCAGGUGGUGGUGGUGACAUCAGUUUGUCUAUUGAGGAGACAAAUAAAUUGAGGGCAAAACUUGGUUUAAAACCUUUGGAAGUGUCAACAGGAGCACCAGAUUCAGAGAAAGAAUCUUUAAGAGAUGCAGUACACAAGCCAGCAGAGAGCUGGACACAGGCUAAAAAGACUGAAAAAAUUAAAGACAAAUUAGAGAGGUCUAAACAACGGAGAGAAAUAAGCAGCAAAUUAGAUAAGAUAAAGACAUUAGGAGAGAGUGAUUCAGAUGAGGAUGCUGCAACAUGGGUGAGGAAAAACAGAAUGAAACAGAGGGAAAAGGACAGAGCAGAAAAAACUGCUCGUAUGUUAGAGGAGAUGGAUGAAGAAUUUGGGAUAGGAAAUCUUGUAGAAGAAGAAUUCAAACAGGAUAAAACAAAGCGCUAUUCAUCCAAAGAUUUGAAAGGAUUAAAAGUUCAACAUGAUGUAGGCAGUUUUAAAGAAGGACAGACUGUGAUACUUACAUUACAAGAUAGAGGUGUGUUGGAUGAGGGUGAUGAAGCUGAAACAUUGGUGAAUGUUAAUAUGAUAGAUAAUGAGAAAGCCAACAAGUUUGUAGAAUUGAUGAAGAAGAAACCUGAUUAUAAUCCUUAUGAUGAUGCUGAAGAAGAUGAAUAUGGAUUGUUUAAACCGAAAGAUGUUUUAGCCAAGUAUGAUGAUGAGAUAAGAGGAGAGAAGAAGAAAGAUUUCCAGCUUGGUGCUAGGGGAACAUAUAAUUCUGAACAAGACAAACAGAUGGAGAGAAUUACGGCUGAACUCAGGGCACAAUCUCAAACUUUGUCAUCUCAAUUGACAUUGGCAUCAGAAUAUAUGACAGCAGAAGAGGCGCAAGCUAAGUUUAGGAAAGUGAAGAAAAAAGUCAGGAAAAUAAGAAAGAAGAAAAUGUUGAAGGCAGAUGAUCUUCUUCCAUUGCCAGAUGAAACUUCCAUGAACUGA
Molecule: messenger RNA, 1324 nt
Organism: Ruditapes philippinarum (Manila clam)
Lineage: Eukaryota; Metazoa; Mollusca; Bivalvia; Venerida; Veneridae
Product: U4/U6.U5 tri-snRNP-associated protein 1-like
Exons: 11
Coding region: 122-1324 (400 amino acids)
Biological process (GO): maturation of 5S rRNA; mRNA cis splicing, via spliceosome
Cellular component (GO): U4/U6 x U5 tri-snRNP complex
Source: RefSeq, a predicted model, not a curated record